AUGGCUAUGAAGUGCAAAGAGGAAAGAAAACCAACCGCAAUGUUGAGUUGUCGAACUCGGACAAAGUCGCCGAUAGCGUCUGCGAGGGCAUCCAUCGCUCACGCCUACGCCUUGUACGCGAAAUUCUGCAAAGAGACCAGCCUACACGGCCUUAAGCACACCGUAGCUGAGAACUUCUAUGUCUUCGAAAGGAUUAUCUGGCUAAUUCUUACGAUCAGCGCUUUUGGCGGUGCAGUGUACUGUGCUUUGAACCAGCUCGCUAGGUACAAUUCCGAGCCCGUUGUGGUAUCCCUGCAAAGAGAUUAUAGGGGUUGGUCGACGGCGUUCCCUGCGGUCACCGCGUGUUUUCUUGAGCGUGUGGAUCCUAACAAAGCCAAGGAAGUUAUUUACGGAAUCUGGAACGUAACAGAGGACUCCGACUUAGAGAAAUACCAAUAUUACUACGAGUUCGUCGAGCUGAUUGGCGAGAUAUCGUUUCGCGGGAACCUGCAGAACUUCUGGAAGUACCAGAACGAUGAGUCGGUCAACCACAUCGACCUGUUACAGCUGGCGAUCAGAGUACACCCGAAUCUGCCUUUGAAGGUCACCACUUCGCAAAAUAAGGAGGUGCAAUGGAUACCAGUUAUGACAGAGGAAGGACUCUGCCAAUCCUUCAACUCGGAAUACGCCCAGUAUCAAAGAGUCAAUGAUCAGGUCUGGAAGACCCAGGAGUUGAUGAUGUGCCAUUACCACAGCGAGGCGUGCUUUGUCAGGAUUGACUCCGAGGAGAAUGGUAUCAGGUAUUUCGUACAUUCGCCUUUCGAUAUAGCAACGGCGAUAUCUAACCCCACUGGGGAAGUAAUGCCGGGUGAGGAGCUGAUCACAGAUUAUAAGGUGGUGGAGAUUGAAGCAGCUGUCAGAAUCAAAGGUUUGAGAUCUGAACAGCGUCGGUGCAGAUACCCGGAUGAGUGGCUUGGCGGCUCAAUACAGAUGGCGAUGUAUGCGACGCGCACGGCAUGGCGUGCAUUGGACGGAACGUGGAGAUACUCGUCAAUCUGCCUAAGAACCUCGCCAACUGCCCCUGCAUGCCCCAGUGCGAAGAGCUCAAUUAUUAUUCACACACAAAGAAGAUCGCUGUUCGUGCUGCCUCUGGGGCUUGAUAUUGCGAUAUUAGGUAUCGCAGCGUAUUAUAUUACGCGAUUGAAGAAGCCGGAUCAGGAAAAUGUGUCGAAUAUUUUCGGACCUGUACCUGGGACGAAGGAAAGUUUACUGUACCCCGAUAAAAUAGUUAAAUGCAUAGCUCACAGAGGCGCUGGAUUAGAUGCCCCGGAGAACUCUAUGGAAGCUUUUAAAUACUGCGUAGAAAGAGAGUGCAAUUUCGUAGAACUGGAUGUGAGGACGUCAAAGGAUGGACAAUUGGUUUUGCUGCACGAUCCAAACCUGCAGCGACUGUCAGGUGUCAGCACAGAUCUGCAUGACACUGACUGGGACAGCGUCAGAAAUAUUGACAUAGGCGCUACACAUCCUAACAGGCAUCUGUACAAGGAAGUGCAUCUGUGUCUACUAUCGGAGGCGCUUGAAUAUCUGCUGUCAAAAAACGUCAAGAUUAUUAUUGACGUCAAGGGUGACGAAAAACAGGUGAUUAGCGGCAUCCUCAGGACUUUUUCAUCGAAUCCAGCUUUAUACAAGGAAGCCGUCGUGACAGCUUUCAAUCCAUUUACACUGUAUCAGAUUCGUCACAAGGACCCUCAGAUAGUCGGCGCCAUCAGCUAUCGGCCUUACUGUUUCAGCGCACAGAACUACGACGCGGAGAACGGUCCGAGCAACCCGAGGUACGGCGACAGGCUUGCCCUACACGGCCUCCUGCGCACGGCGGACCUCGUGCACUCGCUCCUGUGGCGUUGGUCGGCGAGGUGGUGUUCCGUGAGCGCUGUGCUACUGCACAAGGAUAUCGUCAGCCCGAGCGAGGUGUCAUACUGGAGAUCCUUGGGCGUACGUUGCGCAGGCUGGUGUGUGAACAGGCCCUUAGAGAAGCUUUACUGGAGGGCGGUCCUAAAGGCACCCUAUCUAGCGAACACCCUGUUGGGAGAGCCUGAGGAAAAGAGGGAGCAAGCCAAAAGAUCGGAUGACUUCGACCGUCCCGGGCCCGUAGUUGAAAGGCUGAUAGACACAGAGAAACGAAUGACGUCCGGGCAAAAUUAACAUAUUAUUCAAAACAUGUCCGGGCAAAAUUAACACAUUUGAAUGACGUCCACGCAAAAUUAACAUAUUAUGAUUCAAGUAAAGUCCGGGCAAAAUUAACACAUUUGAAUGACGUCCGGGCAAUAUUUACAUAUUAUUCAAAACACGUCCGGAUAAAAUUAACACAUUUGAAUGACAUCUGGGCAAAAUUAUCACAUUUGAAUGACGUCCGGGCAAUCUUUAUAUAUAUAUUUCUUGUAUUUACAUAUUAUUCAAAACACGUCCCGAUAAAUUUAACACAUUUAAAUGACGCCCGGGCAAAAUUAACAUAUUUGAAUGACGUUCGAGCAAAAUUAACACAUUUUAAUGACGCCCGGGCAAAAUUAACAUAUUUGAAUGACGUUCGAGCAAAAUUAACACAUUUGAAUGACGUCCGAGCAAAAUUAACACAUUUGUAUUACAUCUGGGCAAAAUUAACGCACUCCUAUAAUUUGAAUUACAUACUACCACAAUAACACAUUAUUUUAAUAACGUCUGGAAAAACACACAUCUUUUAUCAGUCUGACGGCCGACUGGCGCAGUGGGCAGCGACCCU
Pararge aegeria (speckled wood butterfly) is the source of this 2755-nucleotide messenger RNA. RefSeq lists its product as uncharacterized. Gene Ontology annotation, cellular component: membrane. Lineage: Eukaryota; Metazoa; Arthropoda; Insecta; Lepidoptera; Nymphalidae. The record is from RefSeq and is a predicted model, not a curated record. Bases 1 to 2181 code for a protein of 726 amino acids. Gene Ontology annotation, biological process: lipid metabolic process; sodium ion transport. The transcript has 16 exons. Gene Ontology annotation, molecular function: sodium channel activity; phosphoric diester hydrolase activity.